AUGGCGAUGCGGCACACUAGAUUCAAUAUGAACGAGCUGGCAAAGCGUGCUGCAGAAGCGGCCGGCGAUGCACAUACACAAUGCGUACAAGUUGAAAAAUUUUCGGACGGAAUGUUCAAUAAAUCUUUUCUUUUUACAAUGCAGGAUGGCACACAGGUUGUGGGUAAAGCCCCAAACCCGAACGCCGGGCUUGCGCACUACACGACUGCUAGCGAAGUGGCCACAAUGGAUUUUGUCCGGAAUAGACUGGGCACACCGGCGCCAAAAGUGCUAGCUUGGAGCUCGAAGGCGAAAGAAAAUCCCGUAGGCGCCGAGUAUAUUAUAAUGGAGAAGAUUGCAGGAGUCCAGCUUGAAGAAAUUUGGCCAAAGUUGGAUAUCAAAGACAGACUCGAGGUCGUGAAAGCUAUUUCAGGAUACCAAAAAUCAUGGAUGUCCACUUCUUUCGCUCAGUACGGAAGCCUAUAUUACUCAUCCGAUAUUUUUGAAAAUUCCGAAGGAUGCUCUCUUAUCGGAGAGAAUGAAUCCGAAACCCGAGAGCCUCGUUUCGCGGUCGGUCCCUCGACAGGUCGAGAAUUCCUCGAUGAUGGAAGAAUGGAAUUGAACUUUGACCGAGGCCCGCGGAGCAGCGCGGAACAAUAUAAAACGGCGAUUGGUCUCCGGGAGCUUAUUUGUGUACAGGAAAUCACCAAGCUGCCACAGUCAUCAAUAUCACUUUAUGGUCCCGGCACAUAUUACCCUUCUCGCUCACAAAAAGUAGCCGCGCUAAACACCUAUCCUCGCAUGCUAAAAUUUCUUCUACCAACUGACACAUCAAUCUCAUCCUCUUUUUUAUGGCACCCUGACCUUCACGCCGAGAAUAUAUUUGUUACCCCUGAAAGGCCGUGGCAGGUACUGGGCAUCAUCGAUUGGCAAUCAAGCGAACUUCUGCCGCUCUUUGAUCACGCUCGCCAGCCAUAUCUCCUCGACCACGAUGGCCCUCCUAUAAGCGGUAUUGAUCCCCCAGCGUUUCCGCAGAAUUAUGACCAGCUAGAUUCUGCAGAGCAAGAUAAAGCUCAGAGUCUGUAUUUAAAGAUGUCGCUCGCAGCCUUAUAUAGAAGAUAUACUUACACCACCAACGAAAGACUCUACAAAGCUAUGGAGUUUCGAGAGACCACUAGUUUUGACAUGAUGUUACUGGCCCAAAACCUUCUGAUCGACGGGGAGGCACUUUAUCAAUCUAGGGUGCUUGAUCUAGAAGGCGAAUGGUCGAGCCUCCCAGGUGUCCAAGCUUAUGGAAAUCCACCAUUUCCAGUACAGCUAUCAGCUGACGAGGCUGCUUCGAUUGAGCAAGACGUCUCUGGUUCUAUCAAAGGUAUGGAGCUAAUGCGCGACUUGAGGAAGCUGUUGGGUGAAGCAUGGCCUGAGAAAGGUGUUGUACCGCACGAUCAAUACGAUCAAGCUAAAGCGCUUUUGAAACAGGCGAAAAUGGAGACGAUUGGGCGAAUGGCACAUUCUGAGGAUGAGCGAGUCGCUUGGAGCAAGUCAUGGCCGUUUGACGAUUGA
This is a messenger RNA of Xylona heveae TC161, 1542 nucleotides long. RefSeq lists its product as hypothetical. The transcript is spliced from 3 exons. Bases 1 to 1542 code for a protein of 513 amino acids. Lineage: Eukaryota; Fungi; Ascomycota; Xylonomycetes; Xylonales; Xylonaceae. Gene Ontology annotation, cellular component: mitochondrion. The record is from RefSeq and is a predicted model, not a curated record.